Molecule: messenger RNA, 1236 nt
Organism: Gavialis gangeticus (Gharial)
Lineage: Eukaryota; Metazoa; Chordata; Crocodylia; Gavialidae
Gene: EREG
Product: epiregulin
Exons: 5
Coding region: 69-548 (159 amino acids)
Biological process (GO): positive regulation of mitotic nuclear division; positive regulation of cell population proliferation; epidermal growth factor receptor signaling pathway
Source: RefSeq, a predicted model, not a curated record
GGCCGGCGCUGUAGUGGACACAAGUUCCCAGAGCCCAGGUCCCCCGCACCAGCGCCCGCUCACCCGCCAUGGACACCUGCCGGCCGAGGCUCCUGCUGCUCCUGGGUUACCUCUUGCAAGUUGUCAUUGGAACAACAGUGAUCCCAUCAUGUGGACCAAGUGACGUGGACAACUGUACCACAGCACUAAUUCAGACGGAGCAUAGUCCACGGGUGGCUCAAGUGGCAAUAACCCAAUGCAAAGCUGAAAUGAAAGACUACUGUUUCCAUGGACAGUGCAUGUACCUCGUGGACUUGAAUGAACACUACUGCAGAUGUGAUUUGGGCUACUCUGGGGUCCGCUGUGUGCAUUCGGAGCUAGUCACACAGCCUUUGAGCACAGAAUAUGUGGCACUGACAGUUACUGUAAUCCUGUUUGUACUCAUUGCUAUCUCAGUUGCAAGUUACUACUUCUACAGAUGGUACCAAAACAAGCAGAGACAAGUCAACCUUGCAUUCUCCAUGGAAGCUGAUACACAGGAGAAGAAGUCAAAGCUGCUUCACGUAUGAAUGAAGAAAUGGAAACACACAGACCAGCUACUUAUUAAUUUGUCUCUAUUUAAUAUGAAAAAUGUUAUUUUUAUUAAUAAUAUUUAUAUGCUGAACAAACCAGUUUCAAAUGUUUAUUAAUUUUAAUUGAUAAUACAGGUCAAAUGGAUUUUUGUAUGAAUGUUUUUAUUUUAUUUUUUUUAUUUUAUUGAAUACUUGAUACUGUGGAAAAAGAGAUCCUACACUUGUGCAUCUGUGGGAUAUAUCUACAUAUAUAGAUAGAGAGAGAGAGAGAGAGAGAGAUAUAAAUAACUAUAUUUUUGUAAGAAGCUUUUAAUCUUGUUGCCGGUACUUUGUCUUGAAGAAAUGCAUGUUUAUUAAUUUUCUUCACAUGAACAAAUAAAGUUGUGUUACUUUUUACAAAGACCUGCCUCAGUCAAGAUGUUAAUACUGUGACCCCCCUUUUUUUUUUCCUUUACUGAAAAGUGAAUGACAUGCAGUCUGUGUGGUUCAUAUGCAGACAUAUUUAAAAUCUGACAUAAACGUAUGGAAAAUAGCUGGCCUUUAAAAAAACUCCAACCCUUAUUCUCAGAGAGGCUUUGAUUUACAGUCUUGAGGGUGUGGUAGAAUUCUCAUGUUUGCAUUGUAUCCUGAUAUAAGUAUUCAGGAUCGCAUGAGGCAAAAAAUACAAAGAGGAAAAUAUUGUGAA